Sitophilus oryzae (rice weevil) is the source of this 1718-nucleotide messenger RNA. Its product is annotated as facilitated trehalose transporter Tret1-like. The transcript has 3 exons. The record is from RefSeq and is a predicted model, not a curated record. Lineage: Eukaryota; Metazoa; Arthropoda; Insecta; Coleoptera; Curculionidae. Gene Ontology annotation, biological process: transmembrane transport. Bases 102 to 1607 code for a protein of 501 amino acids. Gene Ontology annotation, molecular function: transmembrane transporter activity. Gene Ontology annotation, cellular component: membrane.
CUAAAUAGCAUCAUCAUUCUGAAGAAACACCAUCUCAAAGCCAUUUUUAUAAAUUAAGAAUUUUUAUACUGAAUAACGCGUAUAUCUCAAAUUAAAAAAAAAUGUCCGUCUCAUACGAAGUAUCAAUUAAUGCCGAUAAAAAAGAUUUUACAAAUAAUAGCGAAGUGGUUUAUAAACCAACCACAGAAGAGAAUAAUAAAUUUGAUAAAAGUUUUCACAGUUUGAAACCCGAAAAUGAAAUUGUUCCUAAAGAUUCGGGGUAUUUAUAUAUUACAGCAUUCAUUGCUGAUCUUCUUGGUUUCGUGGCGGGAAUCGGUUUCGCAUGGACAUCUCCGGUACUUCCCAAGCUUCAAGGACCGGAUAAUCCCCUUUCAGAGCCUAUAGAUGCCUCACAAGCCAGUAUUAUCGCCUCUAUUUUAUGUGUCGGAGCGGCAUUUGGCCCUUUUAUAUUCGGAUAUGCUGCAGAUAAAAUAGGAAGAAAAAAGACCUUGAUUCUGACAGCAUUGCCUAUGAUGGUCAGUCUGGGAAUAUUGGCCUAUACCGACCAAGUCAAGCUGUACUAUUUGGCCAGGAUACUUUACGGUAUGGGCGAUGGUGGAGUUUUUACAGUCUUAACCAUGUACACGGGCGAAAUCACCCAAGACCACAACCGAGGAAAAUUCUGUUGCAUCAUGGGUAUUUUUAUCGCUCUAGGGCUCCUAUUUCCUUUCUCCAUAGGACCCUUAUUAUCAGUUAAACUAUUCUGUCUCUCUUCCAUAGUUCCUUUAUUAAUUUUCUUAGCAAUCUUUCCAAUAUUGGCCCCCGAAACUCCAGGAUAUUUAGUCACACGCGGUAACAUCGAUCAAGCUGAGGCUGCAUUGGUAAAACUGAGAAGUAAAUCAAAGAAUGAAGUUAAACCAGAACUGAACGAAAUUAUAGAGUUGAUCGAAAGUGAGAAAAAUGAGAAGGGAGGAAUUGUUUUCUUGUUCCGAUCCAGGGCCCCACGAAAGGCUUUCAUGAUAGCAGGUGGAUUGAUGAUUAUCCAGCAAGUGUCUGGAAUAAACGCAGUUACGGGGUUCUUGGAGAACAUCUUCUUAGCUACUGGGAGUUCUAUUCCACCUCAAAUAGCUACCACUUUGAUCGGGGUCAUUCAAGUGUUCACUGUUUUUAUCACUUCGUCUUUAAUCGAUAAGUUAGGCAGAAAAAUGCUUCUUCUAUCAUCCGCUUUAGGUUUAGCAGUCUCCCUCACACUUCUUGGACUCUAUUUCUUUCUCUCUAAACAUCAAUUUGCUUUCGUCACUUACAUUUGGUGGUUACCCAUUGUCAGUCUAAUUUUCUAUAUUAUCUGUUUCAACUUUGGAGUGGGCCCAGUGUCCUGGGCAAUGGUCAGCGAGCUAUUUCCUUCUAAUGUCAAAUCUAGUGCGACAGCUAUGGUCUCUGCAACAAAUUUUGGCGUUUCGUUCCUGAUUACCAUGGCUUUUCCUCUUAUUAGUGAGAUGUUGGGUAUGGCACAGUCAUUCUGGUUGUUUGGGGUCUGUUGUAUACUCGGUGCUGUGUUUAUCCUAUUGAUUGUCCCAGAAACAAAAGGAAAAACUGCUGCAGAGAUCCAACAAAUGUUAAACAAAUAAGUAUACUGGAGUUUUAUAAUAUAACCAGUGCAGAUCAAAUGGGAAUUUUAUACAACAAAUUAGGACUUAUUUAUAUAUUAUAUGUAUUUAUUUUUAAAUAUAAUGUACAUA